Messenger RNA from Hymenoscyphus albidus, 438 nucleotides. NCBI's taxonomy places the organism in Eukaryota, Fungi, Ascomycota, Leotiomycetes, Helotiales, Helotiaceae. The record is from the annotation of a GenBank genome assembly.
AUGUUGUUCUGGAGUCGUCUCAAAAAAUACCCUCAUGGACAAGAUCUCCUCUCCUACGAUUUUACGUCAAUUCCGAAUUUUUCUGAGAUGGAGGCAUUCAGCUAUUUAACAUUUUGGGCUGAGCUAGAUUUUGUCUUUCGAUUACGGUUUAAUGAGGCUAGUUUGUUCAGACCGGAUGCAUUUGAAGAGACAAUAUUGCGGAAGAUGAUUGCGACAUGGUACGACGAUGGGGUCGACGAGCGGCCACAACUUGAUCCCAGAGAGGAGAGAACGGAAUUAAUCAUUGAGUUGGGCAAGAAAAAAGCCAAGAGACAAAGUGUUGGAGGAGAGCAACAGGAGCACCGAUGCUCAAUUUGCUUAGCUUCUACCAUUACUGAAGACGACGCGCCUGGCGAUUUUGAAUUCUUUCUAGGAUUCAACGGAAAGAGCUUUUCAUGA